This is a messenger RNA of Cotesia congregata, 4167 nucleotides long. The record is from the annotation of a GenBank genome assembly. NCBI's taxonomy places the organism in Eukaryota, Metazoa, Arthropoda, Insecta, Hymenoptera, Braconidae.
AUGGCCAUCAGGUGGUGCUUACAGAUUGUUUGGUGUUUACUGCUUAUUGGAGUUGUCAAGGCUAAUUCAAUCUCGACAACCCCUCAAACGACAUCUUCCACGGAUUCAUCUGUAAAAAUUAAACCCAAAGUGCGACGUUCUAAUUUUUACUUGUCAUCAAAUGGUGCGACAAUUCCCUCUUAUAAAUUAUUCGACACAAAUAUGAACAUACACGCGAUUAGAACCGCGCCUACGAUAACCUCUUUUAGUCACAGUUUUCCAAAAAGUGAGUUCACUAAAUCCCCGUUAAUAAAUUCGUUUACACCCUACGAAAUUAAUUCCUUGAAACUAAUUCCGGAAAAUUCUAAAAUAUCCGCGAAAGCUUACUACAAAAAUCCUAGUUUUUACACAAGUUCGAGUUUCCCGAAAUUGGGCCAACGUCCCUCAGCGAGUUCUGCUGGUCAAUAUGGAAAAAACUACCCCGAGAUAAAAUCUAUAUCAAUAUCACCCUCGUUCUCAGCUUCAGAGGUUACUUCCGGAGGUUUUAAGCCCAUCAGUCCUCCCCAGUACCAAAGUAACCCUCAGCCUGAACUUUCUGAAGUUCUGAGGGGUUACGAGGACUCUUAUCAAUCUUACGGUAAUCCCACAACGUCUUCCCUAGCAUCUUCCCUCGAAAACUUCCCAACGUACUCCGUUCAGCCGAUUCACCCGACAAUUAGAACUAAUUUACCUUUCGCGCCGACAACCGCUGUCUCAAAAAUAAGGAGCAGCGAUAAUUAUCAGCUGCUUUCUGCUCAACCCCAAUUACAUUUCACCGCGGCGAUUCCUCUUACCCAACAGCCUAUUUACCAUUCGCAGCCCUUUGGAAGAAUAAGGACCGAUGUUGAAGUGAUCACCAAGAGACCACAAAUUCCAUUUCCCGAAGAUAGUUCCGAAGAAGUAGAUUUUAAGUCCGUGGGAAUUCCCGUCUCUGAAGAAUCUUACGAACCGCUUCAAACAGUCAAGAAUGUUAAAAAUGAUAACCGAUACCAGUUACCUGACUCUUCUAUUUUUAAGUCAUACGACGAAGCCUUUGGAAAAUUAUACCACCCGUCAAAAGUUCCUGUUGUGCAUGGUACUCCGCGACCUCACACGCCAAAGUUGAUAGAAAAACCACCCCAGUACGGAGUCUCGAGCAGCGCUGAAGCUGAAAAGCAAGUUUACGAGCACUCUGACGAAUAUUCUUCGGUUUCGAACGAAAAUUAUCACCCGGGAGGCAAUUCCAAUCAGGGAAGCAACCAAAAGUACAGCCAAGAGGGGAGUGAUUUCGAAAUACCUCACUUUGAGAAUUUUGGCCGUGACUAUAAACAAGAUUUCGAGGAAUCUUAUCACCAGGAACUUCCCCGUGAGGAGUACAAACAAGUCAGAGAAGUUUCAAAGGUUGACGAAACAAAUUCGCGACCGAAGAUCAGUUCCAGCGGUCGAGAAACGAUCAGAUCGCGUCGCCCGAAUAAACCACGUAAGAGUUACGCCGUCGAUGAGUCUGCGGGUGUUGAAACGACUUACGAAAGGAUUGUUGCGAAAAAUCCCCAAGAGUCUUCGGAAAGGCAAGUUCCCGUGGAGAACUUUGGUUACAAAAUUCCGAAAAGUUCGCGGACGACUGGCUUCAAUAAUGAACAAACCACUGAACCGUCAAAGCCGACUUACUCCGCGAAAAAAUCCAGGAAUCAGAGCUCCAGGAACUCUGAAUUGAGGAAGCAAACCUCCCAUCAAUUUAACUCUCCGUACUCGAGCAGCCAGCCAAAAUCGCUUGAUCAAUCUCCGACUGUUGAAAACGUCUUAGUGCUGCCAUUUAUCUACAAAGAUAAUCUCAACAGCAAUUAUCAUCUGCUGAACGAUCCAUGCAAGAUUUUGGUGGCCAUCGUGGUUGUAGCAAGUGAGGAAUUAAAUUCCGAGUCAACGAAAAAAGAAAAGCGUGGAGUAGCUUUUCUAGGGUCCCCAGGUUUCGAUAUUGUUGGAGUUCUUCCAGCUUUUAACCAACCCUGGCUCCCAGCUGGCUUGGGUAACUCUUAUUGGCCUGGACAAUUUUCAUCGGACCUUGCUUUGAGCCAAAUUCAAUCUCAAGCCACUCACAAUGUCGCUCUCCAAGCUUUAAAAGACAACUACCCGGGCACACCAAGCAUCACCUACUCCCCGGAAGUAGUUAGAGCGAUCCACUCAGCUAAAGAAGCCAAUCACAACGUCCUGGUAGCUCAACAUCGCGUUGCCGAAGCGAAGCAAGCUGCCCUCAUCCAGCAAAAAAUCGCUCUAACCAAAGAAGCCGCCGCGAGAGAAGCAGCUGAGAGGUCAGAGGCGAUAGCAGCGCAAGCUCAGUAUGCAGCCCGGGCGAGUGCUCAGCAACUGGUGGGUCUCCAGCAAAGACUUGCCUCUUUGAAAGACUCAGUAGCUGCUGCUCAAAGGGUCGCCGCUGCUCGGGAAACUGCAGCCGCUGCAGCCAUUCAACGCAAUGCCGCUGAUACUGCUGCUGAACUUCGCAAACAGGAGGUUGAUAAACAAAUCACCCAGACUGAGAAAGAAGCCAAGCACUCUCACUAUCGUUCUUGUUUUCUUCCCCACAGCGUAUCGUCACACUCAUUUCAUUUAUCUAAAAGUUUAUACUCUGUAACUAUCGCUUUCAGACAACUAUCCAAAUAUAAAUAUAAAUGGUCAAUAAAUUCCAGGUGGGAAAAAACGGAUGAGUCUGAUAAAAUUAUAAUAGUUUUAUAUAUUAAAAUGGGAAAUGUUUUGUUCUUUACCAAUGUGCUUGCUUACGAAUUUAAUUCACCCUGGCAACCUUACGGUAAUAAUAUAAAAAGCAUCGAUUCAAAUAACCUGGAAGCGGAUGGACAAAAUUACAAUUUUAAUUACCAAAAUAAUUUUCCGGAGGAUAAUAAUCAGUUGAGACCGGGUAAUAAUCCCGGUGAUUAUAAUCAGAAUCAAAAUCAUCAGUCGGUGGUUAACGAACAUGUCGAAGUAACGAACCCACUUAUCAUUCCUGUUUUCAAACAUAUCGGAGUGCCGUAUCAACACCGCUUUGAGAUUCAGGUACCACACGCGAUGCCUGUCGGUGUUCCGCAGCCGUACCCGGUGCAUGUUCCAGUUCCCCAGGCAAUCGCUUAUCCCGUGAUAAAAACUAUCAUUGUUCCGGUUGAAAAAAAGGUUCCGUUUGAAGUGGAACGGAUCGUUCCGGUCCCUGUGGAGAAGCCGGUACCGAUCGCGAUCGAAAAGCCAAUUCCUGUUCCGGUAGAGCAGCCCUACCCGAUCCACAUUCCCAUCUACAAGAAUGUUUAUCAUCGAAAAGUCAUUAUAUAUCCGCGCGGACUCAGUCAAGUAACGGUCAGUGUUAAUGACCAGCGGCAAUUUUCACGUGGUGCUGCGAACGAUAAAAUUGUUAAAAACAUCAGUGAAAGGCAUUGUAGUAUAUUAAGACGCGAAUUUACAGAAGAUCUAUCAGUUUUAGAACAACAUUUCUUAGACAACCUUAUUUUGGGGCUGACAACUUGGACGUCAGCCUCUCCAAUGAAAAUUUUAUUCACCGAUUUGUACGGACGUCAAUUUGUGAUGCCACUGAUAUCGAUGCAUCAGCAACUAAAGAGGUCUGACGAGGCACCCGCUGAACAUGACACGGAAUUUGGACGAAGGACCGAGGGAGGCUUCCAACCCUCUGUUGGAAACUACGGGGACCAAAACCACGACUAUUCCUCAAACUUCCACAGUUUUGACCAACAUGAGGGCUUGAAUGAUGAACCGAGUCACGAAGAGUUUAAUUUCGAUCAUCAGGACAACGGGUAUCAAGAAGAACAUCAAGUGUCAGAACAUGUCGAAGUGUCGAAACCCGUCUCUGUACCAAUUUACAAACACAUUGGAGUACCGGUGCCUCAUGAAGUGAAGAUUCAUAUCCCGCAUCCAGUUAUUGUAAAUGUUCCCCAGCCGUAUCCAGUAGCCGUACCAGUGGGACAUCCAGUGCCGAUUCAAGUUAUAAAAACUGUCGCGAACCCUGUGGAAAAAAAGGUUCCUUUUGCAGUGGAAAAACACAUUCCAGUACCGAUUGAAAAACCCGUGCCAAUAACCGUCGAGAGACACAUUCCGGUGCCUGUUGAAAAACCCUACCCCAUUAAAAUUCCCGUCUACAAAACUAUCCACCACGUCGCCAAGUCUCAUCAUGGAUAA